CGUAGUACGCACAAGACCGCACAACAAGGUUAUCUCAUUCCGCAGAUAGCGCUCGGUGAGAUCGCACGUUCGUCGCGACAAAUACGUGCCGUAUUUAUGAACGAGAAUUAAUAACAUAUUCCAGUGUUAAGUGUUAGUGACAUUUGUGUAUUAAAUAAAUUAAUUCACGUUUUAUGUAAUGUGAAAUAAUGACAAGUGUGUUAAAAAAAUCAAGAGGAACUAAAGGAAAAUCAGAAUCCAUGCAAGAAGAUUUGCCCACGAGAUGGGGGGUCAUCUCCUGCGAGGACAAGACGGAAGACAUUGAAAAACUGAUACGAUACAUCGAUGAUAAUGUUAUCGGCAAAGGAAACUCCUUUUGCGGUCCUUUUGGCAGGCGAAAAGUUGUGUACUGCGACUACAGUGGGUCUGGACGUGCCCUCCACUGGAUCGAGGAGUUCAUCGGCAGAGAGGUGCUGCCGAUUCACGCGACGCGAUGCACCGCGCUCUCACAUAGCUCUGGACAGAGCGAGAUUUACAGGUCAGAAUCAAAGACGAUAAUCCGCAAUGCAGUUGGCGCGUGCCCUGAAGAUGUGGUGGUGCUGGGAUCCUCGCUAUCGACGUUCUUGCGCACUCUUCGGCCUCAGAGGGUCGCUCUAUUCGUAUCCUCACGGGAGACCGAAACCCAGUUGACCCCAUGGCGUGAAUGUAAUGCGGAGAUCAUAAAAAUCCCAGAGACCAAAGAAGGUUUUAUAGAUUUAAAUAAUCUAGAGCAAAAGUUGCAAGAGAAUACAGGCACUGGCAAACGCAUGAUUGGUUUCUUUCCAGCUGCUUCUAAAUUGACAGGAGUUCUUGCUGACGAUGUAGCUACCACAUUACUCCUGCACCAGUAUGGAGCGUGGUCUUUCUGGGAUUAUACAUUAGUAGCUCCAACAACUACUGUUGACAUGAAUCCUACCUUCCCUGGAGUUGAUGAGGAGAUGGUGAAGAAAGACGCUAUGUUCUUCAAUUGUGAGAAGUUUGUUGGCGGAGUCCAAGGUCCGCAUGUAGUUGUGGUGAAGAAGGAAGUGUUUAAAAAUACGCCUGUCUUUUCUGAGGAUGUUGAGGUUUUGAGUGAAAGGAUUGAGGAGAUGAAAUCUACUGAGGCUGUAAGAGCUGCAAUUGUGAUGCAGUUGCGAGAUGCUGUUGGACUCCAAAACAUAGCUGAUAGACAGGAUAAUAUUACCAGACAAGUCCUUUCUCACAUCAAGAAUAUACCGGAGUUGAUUCUCCUCGGCAACGUGUCUCCCACUGUUCGAAGACUGCCCAUCUUCUCGCUCAUGGUCAAGCAUCCUAGAGGGACGUUCCUACACCACAACUUCGUCUGUGCAGUCCUCAACGAUGUAUUCGGUAUCCAGGCUAGAGGAGGACUUAAUAGUAAUCUCAACUAUGGCUCCGACGUCUUGGGAAUAGAUGACCAACUACUGAAAGAAUAUGAAAAGUUACUGGACGUUGAAGCACAAAAGGAGAUCGCGCGGGUUCGGAAACUAAGCGAUGUCAAAGCACCAGAAGUACCCAUACACAAUGAGCAUUUGCGUCCAGGGUUCUGCAGGGUUUCGCUGCCGUACUUCAUGUCUGAUACGGAGCUGGCUUUUGUCCUGGAAGCGUUGAAGAUGGUGGCGACUGAGGGCUGGAAGAUCCUGCCGCAGUAUGUCGUUAAUCCAGAGACGGGUCAGUGGAGGCAUCAUUCAUGCUCAGUCUUGAGAGACAGGAAGUCUUUACAUGCGCUCAGAUUUAAUGGUGGGAAAGUGACUAUGAGUGAAAGAAGGAUUUCUGGUCCCGGAAUUUUCCCUCAAACUUUCACGGAGUGUUUGCAGACUGCGAGAAACUUAUUCAAUAGAGCUAGAAAGUUGGCAAUGAAAUGUUCUACCGCUGAACCGGAAGUCAGUUUCAAUCCGCGCAUAGACUAUUUGCGUUGGUUCAUGUUGCCAAAAGAGGCUCAUGAUCUGUUAUUAGGUCGCUCGGCGAAUGUCAAACAUAUUGUGCCAUUUGACCCAUCAGGGUACACUGGAGCUAGAAAGAGUCUACAUCUCUCGCGAUCUUCCAUAACUUCUUCACCAAUACUUGGAUCGUCGGCAAGACAUUUCAGUCUUUCCGCUAUAGACGACUGUCAAAUAUUUAGGUUAAAACAGAAGACAAAAUUCUAUUCCCGAGAGUCAAGUCUCAGAGAAUCGCACAAGGAAGGCACGGUAACAAAUACACCACCAGUGCAAUUUGCUGUUGGUGAAUCAGUUUCUCCAUUGCGAUUGGGGCCUUCAAAGCAACCAUUGUUAGUGAGGUCCCGGUGCUAUAGUCUUGGAUCUGACACUCCUCCAGUACAACUGAGCGCACAAACUAAAAUGAACUUGGGCUUGAAAGAAACAAGUCCGAACAAUGUCAUUGAGAAAACAAAUAACUUCUGCAAUUGUGGAAGCCAAACCGAUCUAUUCUCAUUAGAUGAUCCCAUGAUCUCACCAGGAAAAUCAUUCCCGUACAGCACACAAAGCAGUACGUCUAUGUCUGACUGUAGCCAAGUCGGCCGUUCAUCUCCUACCACAUCAUUAACGUCUCACACUUCAGAUGAUCUUCAUGCUUACGUUAAAGAGAUGACCAAAGAAAUAGCGACGGAAAUAAAGUCUGAAAUAAGGGAGGUAAUAUCUAAAGUGGACGACAUUUUGGAAAAUUCUGAUGCCGUCGAACAAUCCAAUUUGAGCAUAAAUUCAACUUCUAGUCAAAAUGAAAAGAAUUCAGUAUCGGUUAUCGACGUGGCUGAAUACUUAAUGGGAAUGUCGAGGGAGAUGGCUUCAGAAGUAAAGCACGAAAUUCGCGAAAUGGUUAGUCAAGUGGAUGAAAUGAUUUCUCCGGAUUACGUAGGAAACUGCGCGAGGAAGAGUUCUCCUCCUCAAACUGGGCGCAGAAGAAUUGGCUCGGGGCCCGAAUUGGGACUAGAUUUGAGUAAGACCACACAAAGUCUGAGGAAGUGUCCUACAAGCCCAGUCCUUCCAUCUCAAUAUGACGAAGAGAAUGGUCGUUAUUGUAAACUAUCACCUCCGUCGCCGAAAUCAUCUCAGUGCACGCCUUCCCAUGAGGCGUCUGGACCCAACAGCAUCUCAUUCAACUCAAGUGAAACAUCUACUCCAGACACGAUCAUCCAGGUCGUCACUACUCAGAACUCGCCAAAUCUUCCAAAGUCUUUAAGCUCAAAUAAAUUGUCUGACGACGAAGCAAGCUGCAACGAUAUUAACUGUAGACACUGCUGCAUUAAGAAAACUUGGUGCCAAAACCCUUCAGUCAGUUCACAAGACAGCGGGAUUAACAUGACCUUCACAGAAACUGAUUCAUAUUUAGAUUUUGAUCCUACGCACAAAGGAAGAAAACUUCAGGGUAGACUGAGAAUGUGCCAAAAGCACGAGAAGAAUGAAGUGCCAGAUAUUAUCGAAGGUGUGCCAGUUUGUUCUGGAGAUCAUAUAACGAGACCUGUCAAGAGAUACGACACAGCUACUGAUCCUGCCAGGAUCGCGUUCCAGAUGCCAGAUGAUGCUGACAGACAGAACAGGGCGGCCGCGAUCGUAGAUUCAAAGAGAUCAAGUCGCUCGUCCAACGCCUCGUCCAGUUGUUCAGACCGCAGCUCUCGCUCCAGCGGUUACGGGACCGACCAGAGGCCUCAAGACGAGCGCUUCUAUGACAGGAGCAUGUCCGAGUGUCGUACCUUCAAACCGGAGUUCUGGGAGGAGGAACCAGACGACAGCAGCGCUUGCAGUGACAACUCCCUCACUGACUUCACGUUGGACGACGAGGGCAAGUGGCAGUGCCCUCCCAAGCCUAUCUGGAAGGCUACCGUCGAGGCUAUCCAGGAGUUCAACAUGGUGCGUCCCGGAGACAAGGUCCUGGUCUGCCUGUCCGGGGGCCGGGAGUCCAUCGCACUCCUCCACACGAUGCAUCAGUAUCAGUUCUACGCCAGAUCUAAAGGGAUCCAUUUCAGUAUUGGUGCUCUAUACGUACACGAACCUUCCGCCCAAGUCGAUCCCCUGCAUUUGAUGGCGUAUUGCAAAUCUCUUGGAGUCAAAUUCAUAUACCAAGAUAAAUUGGAAGAAGAUGAGUGCCAAAGCAGUCGCCGCGGCCACAUCUCGCGCUGGGCGCGGCGCGGCGUGCGGCGCGCGGCCUACAGCGCGGCGCGCGCGCACGGCUACGGCGCCGCCGCGCUCGCGCACACGCUCGACCACGCCGCCACCGCCUUCGUCGCCUCCGCCAUGCACGCCGGGGAGCUCAGCACCAUGAAGGCGCAUUACAGAAUCAGAGAGCACGAGGUGCGCAUCAUCCGUCCGCUGAUCUACGUGCGCGAGCGCGCGCUGCAGGCGUGGGCGUGCGCGCGCAGCCUGCCCGACUUCAGGCAGCACGACCAACCGCGGACUGACGCGCGGACUGACGCGCGGACUGACGCACGGACUGACGCACGGACACGCAGCGAAGAACCUAUCCUCGACAGAUCUAUAUCAGAGCCAUGCGGAUCUUCAGAGAAGCCCGCGACAGUGACAACAAGCCGUUCGCUAGAGGAGCCCCUCUCGGAGACCCUCGCAGACCCCCUCGACAGCGUGAGGGACCUACUCGCUAACCAGGAGAAUAUAUAUCCAUACUUAUUCGCCAGUCUGAAGAAUGCUUUACACCCGCUUAUUAGUGGCAGACAUUUUGACCAGAAGCAAAGAGAGCAUAGACAUAGAAAGAAGUCUGUGAUACAAAUGAAGAACGGGGCUCCGGUCUACGACUCGGACGAGGAGACGGAAGAGGAACCAGUGCCAUAGACAACUGUCAAAUCUCCCGCCAAAACGCGACACGUUUAUUAAAGUUGCUAUUUAUUAUAGAUCGUGUUUAUGAACGAUUUGUGAUUACUCAGUGAUUGUUUUACUUGUGAUGAAGUAUAUGUAACACGUUGAAAUGUUUAUGUAAUAGUUCGUAAGAUGUAAGAGAGCAUGCUUUAUUUUGAGGUUAAGUUUGUCCAGGGUUGCCAUGUUGAAGAAACUUUUGUUAUAAUAGUAUGUUUUUUAUUCUUACGAAUAACUGUGGAAUUGAAUAUAAAGUGCAUUUGUUACAGUCUGCUAAUAUUAAUGAAAUAUAUUUUUCAAUGUUGUUGAACGUUUUCAAGAGAUGUAUGUGAGACCGAGUCCUAUUUAUUCUGACGUAAUGUACGAAGAGAUAUAUAAAAUUAUAUAAGGUAGAUGUUUACUGUAAUAAUUUCGUUCCGGUACCUGUAGUAAUUAUGCGUCCUAAUAAGGGUACCUAACAAAAAAUAUAUAUUUUAUGGAUAUUUGAUUCAUUAUUAUAUUUACAUUUGAAUAUACACUUUUACAAGAGAAAAGUUAGCUUGUACAGCUAAACAUAUAUGAUUAGAUGUAGACUUCGCUUUUUCUAUAAUCAUUCGACAUGGCUAUUGGUUGUCUAUCUCUCUGUACGAAUAUAGGACUUAAGUGUAUGAGUAUAUAAUGUUUAAAAUACCGCCAUUUCCUAAAAAUAUUAUAAUUUCAUGAGCAAUGUAUACGUUUAAUACUUAGUUUUAGAAAAAGAGUUUUUAUUCUUAUAAGCGUGAACAUGAUGAGCCAGUGUCACUGGUCUUUUUUGAUAAUUUAAAAUAGAAAAAUGGCAAAUAAAUUGGAUGAUCUAAUGAGAGUGGCGGUAUUAAUUUCGUAUUUACAUCGAGUGUAAUUCGCUGUAUGAAUUUGUAAUAAUAAGUUGGCAACAUCAGCGACCAGCUUCCAUUUUGGCGGGAAAUCAAAAUGGAAUAUGGCCGCCGAUGUCAGACUGAUUUAGUUGGUGUGAUUUUUUCAUCUCAUUUUGUAUUGUUUAUCGUGCUGUAUGUCUUUUGUAUCGCCAUAUGUUUCUAAAAUAUAGAUUUAAGAAAUUCCUUUGUUUAAGAACAAUAUUUAAGAUUAUAACGAUGAAAGUCCCAUUAUUGCUUCCAUAUUGUAUUCAUAUACAUUGGACUUAUAAAAUAAAGAUAUGUUUUAAUGAAAA
Manduca sexta (tobacco hornworm) is the source of this 6000-nucleotide messenger RNA. RefSeq lists its product as uncharacterized. Bases 189 to 4793 code for a protein of 1534 amino acids. The transcript is spliced from 17 exons. The record is from RefSeq and is a predicted model, not a curated record. Lineage: Eukaryota; Metazoa; Arthropoda; Insecta; Lepidoptera; Sphingidae.